Sodiomyces alkalinus F11 is the source of this 1720-nucleotide messenger RNA. RefSeq names its product kinase-like protein. Gene Ontology annotation, cellular component: spindle pole centrosome; chromosome passenger complex; spindle microtubule. NCBI's taxonomy places the organism in Eukaryota, Fungi, Ascomycota, Sordariomycetes, Glomerellales, Plectosphaerellaceae. The coding region runs from base 153 to 1367 and encodes 404 amino acids. The record is from RefSeq and is a predicted model, not a curated record. Gene Ontology annotation, biological process: protein phosphorylation; regulation of cytokinesis; mitotic spindle organization. Gene Ontology annotation, molecular function: ATP binding; protein kinase activity. The transcript is spliced from 3 exons.
CAGUAUUUCUACUUCCAACAAGCACUGUCCAGCAAGAAUCCCUUGUCCACCUCAAACUCAUUCGGCCGAGGAAAUACAUCUUCUGCAGAGGCAUCAAGCUGCUAUCGACAUUUCUAUUCGCAUCUUUCGCAACUUGAACGCACUAUAUCGCCAUGGCGACUCGAACUCUGGAGGCGCGCUUCGAGCGUAUGUCAGUCGCCGAUGAGAAUCAUCUCGGGGACGGACCUAAGGCGUACUCAAAGAUCACACAGGUUGCUGGCUCGUCCAAGACCGCCCAACUGGCGCCAAGUUCUACUAGACCAAAUCUCGUCAAAGUCGCGUUGCAAUCGCAAAGCACAAACGCCAACAGCAUAGCAUCGGUUACACUACCAUCCCAAGCAGUGCAACGAAAGCAAGCAUCGCCCACCCGGAAACCUCUCCCUUCCUCCCGUCCUUCAGACGACGAUUCCUCAGAGGCAGAUGCCCGCAAGGCUGUGACUGCUGCCGCUACCACCGUCUCAAUCCUGACCGAACCCAUGGUAGCCAGGCAGUUCCAUCUGGGCAUGUUCGAGAUUGGCAGGCCACUUGGCAAGGGCAAGUUCGGCCGAGUAUACCUGGCACGUGAACGGACGAGCGGCUUCAUCUGCGCCCUAAAAGUCCUGCACAAGCACGAGCUCCAGCAAGGCGGCGGCGUAGAGAAGCAGGUGCGCCGCGAGAUCGAGAUCCAGAGCAACCUGCGCCAUCCCAACAUCCUCCAGUUGUAUGGACACUUCCAUGACAGCAAACGGGUGUUCCUGAUUCUGGAAUUUGCGGGCAAGGGCGAGCUGUACAAGCACCUCCGGCGUGAGAGUCGUUUCCCCGAAUGGAAGGCGGCGCAGUACAUCGCGCAGAUGGCCUCCGCCCUUCGCUAUCUGCACCGCAAGCACGUCAUCCAUCGCGACAUCAAGCCGGAAAACAUCCUCGUGGGGAUCCACGGCGAGAUCAAGAUCUCUGACUUCGGAUGGAGUGUCCACGCCCCGAACAACCGCCGCAAGACCAUGUGCGGCACGCUCGACUACCUGCCCCCCGAGAUGGUCAAACCGGGAGGUUCCGAUAACUACUACAAUGAAAAGGUCGACCUCUGGAGUCUCGGUGUCCUGACCUAUGAGUUUCUCGUCGGCGAAGCUCCUUUUGAGGACACGCCUGUCAUGACGCAGAGGAGGAUCGCACGGGCGGAUAUGAGCGUUCCGUCGUUUGUCAGUCCAGAAGCUAAAGACCUGAUCAAGAAGCUUCUUGUUCUGGAUCCGGAAAAGAGAAUCCCCUUGGAGCAGAUCCAGACCCACCCCUGGAUACUAAAGCACUGCGUCAAGGGAGAGCGAGCCACGGAACGGCAGAAGUACUCCACGUAGAAAGGUGCUAAUGAACCUCAUGAGUGAUGAUGCAUCAUCCGAGCAAGUUGGAUUAGCCAGUACAAGGCUCCCUGGGUCCUUUGAUUUGGAGAUCAACCCUGUAGGAUUAAUGGCGUUGGCAGCGUUUGGCAGUUGUUUCUUCCAUUCUAUUUUCCUUUCCUUUUCCUUUAUCCUUUUUUUCACUUUUUUCUUUUCUUUCCCCCCUAGCGCUCCUCGUCCCAUCGUCCCAGCUGAGGGUUAGGAGACAGGAGACAGGAAGAAGGGGGGAGGUUUACGUGCAUAUUUCUGGAGUUGGGUUCAUUACAGCUAGUCUGCCUUCCAUGAGCAUUCAAAAAUAUUGAGAUGAUAUAUGC